Messenger RNA from Poecilia latipinna (sailfin molly), 2006 nucleotides. Its product is annotated as fibroblast growth factor 6-like. Lineage: Eukaryota; Metazoa; Chordata; Actinopteri; Cyprinodontiformes; Poeciliidae. The transcript has 3 exons. Gene Ontology annotation, molecular function: growth factor activity. The record is from RefSeq and is a predicted model, not a curated record. Bases 17 to 613 code for a protein of 198 amino acids.
CCCCGAGGAGAACCGGAUGUCCGCUGCACUAAGGUUCUUCGGCAGAAUGUCCUGCUGGACGCCGACCGCGGCGCUGCUCCUGGGCGUCCUAUUGGGAGCCGCGGCGGGGGCGCCAACGCCGGACGCGGCUCCGCUGGACCGGCGCUGGGAGACGCUGUUCUCCCGCUCCGUGCUGGGGGUCUCCGGGGAGAAACCGGAGCUCAGCUGGGAGACUGACUACCUGCUGGGCAUCCAGCGAGUCCGGAGGCUCUACUGCAACGUGGGGAUCGGGUUCCACCUGCAGGUCCUCCCCGACGGCGGCAUCAGCGGGGCGCACAGCGAGGACCCGUACAGUCUGAUCCAAAUCUCCACGGUGGAGCGCGGCGUGGUGAGCCUGUUCGGGCUGCGCAGCGAGCGCUUCGUGGCCAUGAACAGCCGCGGCAGGCUGUACGGGACGACCGUCUUCCAUGAUGAGUGUAAGUUCAGGGAGAGUCUUCUGGCCAACAACUACAACGCCUACGAGUCUGCGGCGCACCGCGGCUGCUUCAUAGCGCUGAGCAAACAUGGCCGCGUCAAGAGGGGCAACAGGGCCACCACCGCCAUGACAGUCACCCACUUCUUACCCCGGAUAUGAGGCAGAAAGUGGCAAUAACAAACUGAUUUGCACAUGUGGAUUAUUAUUAUCCCAGGUGAGAAACACCUGGACAGGCCUGAAAACCUGGACCGGACUGCAGCAGGAGGAGCGGGUUGAGGAGCACCUUCUUCAUGAGGAAGAGGAGGGAGAGGACUUCCUCCUGGGGGAUGGGGGGUUACAUUAGGGACGGACCUUCCUGUUCCUGUUUGGCGUUUCUGCGUCAGGAGGAGGCGGCUGUGCCCCCCCUCCCUCCCUGCAUGCCAGAAAUGCUGAUCUGGAGUCAGAAAUAGCAGCGACCCCGGCGUCAUGCUGCCCUGAGCCAGAGCCCAAUUCCUGGAGGGUCUGACGUUCCUGAGGAUCCACGCCAGGAGGAAACUUCACCCCCCACCCCCCAUCGGUGUGACUGGGCUUUUAUUUUGAAGUGUUCAGGUUACUGACAGCAGAUUAUUGAGGUUCUUCAUAAUUCAUCCUGAUUUAUUUAGCAUUAUUAUUAAUGUUGUUGUUGUUCUUUUGUGUCAGCAGCAAAUUAUUAAUCCCAAUUAUUAAUCCCAGGAUUUUCAGCUCAAUCUGCUGGUUUGGUUUUAAUGUUCAAAUUUUUUCAAGCAGCAUAAUUUUCUUGAACACAGAGCAGAAGGAGCCCAUCAGGGGGCGCUGCCCCUCCAGGAGUGUCCUCUGUGUUUGUCCCCUCCUGGCACCUGUCCACCUCGCCAUGACCUUUGACCCUCAACUCUGCUCCUAUUUCUGCUGGUGUUGGAAAAGCACCAGUUCAAAAGUAUUCACGCCUCCACGUUUUUCCUGAUCCAUCAGGAAAACUCCAGAGUUCUGGUUCCGACCCGAUCGCUGUCUGUACCAACUACUCAGUUUUGCUCUGAUUUCAACAAUCUGAAGCAUUUUGAUGAAGAAAAAAAAAUCUGAAGGGGGUUGAAAACUUUUCCACAGCAUUCUGGCUGAUUUACAGGAAGUGAUGUCACAAAGGGGUUUGGUAGCAGAGAGGAGUUCAGACCCGGUUCUGGUUCUGUUGGAGAGCCACUGAGGUCAAUUUGUUGUAACAGUCGGUCCAGUAAACUGGAUCCGGUUCUUCCUACCAGUUGAUGAUGAGGACAGAGACUCCAGGUUGUCAUGGAGAUGAUCCUGAAUGACCUUUGAUGACCUUUAGGCCUGCACAUCGCCUGUAGCUUUUUAAACUUUAUAUCCAAAUUAAGGUGCAGCACUUCUCUAUAUAUUGUUCUUAUUUUCACUGUCUGCAGGUUUCUGUGCAGGAGAUGAGGUGGUCGUUCUUCCUCCUAACUUUUUCUGAGCAGCUGACAGCAGCUUCUGUCAGUUUGUUAUUUGCAGCACAGAGAAAUCCGUCGGCAGCAUUUUGGUUUGUUUCAGAGUGAAAGUCUGGAGAAAG